AGGGGGACCCGGGAAGCCUCCGCCGCCGCCGCCGCUGGCCAAGGUGCUGGACACGAGAGGCUCAUCCGCCGCCCCACCAGCCCAGGCGUCCGCGGCUGCAGCUGCUGCAGCCUCGCUUCCCGCCAGGUCCCCAUGGAAGAGAUGGAGGAAGAGUUGAAAUGCCCCGUGUGUGGCUCCUUCUACCGGGAGCCCAUCAUCCUGCCCUGCUCCCACAAUCUGUGUCAGGCGUGCGCCCGCAACAUCCUGGUGCAGACCCCGGAGUCGGAGUCCCCCCAGAGCCGUCGGGCCUCGGGCUCUGGGGUCUCCGACUAUGACUACCUGGACCUGGACAAGAUGAGCCUCUACAGCGAGGCGGACAGCGGCUACGGCUCCUACGGGGGCUUCGCCAGCGCCCCCACCACCCCGUGCCAGAAGUCCCCCAACGGCGUCCGCGUGUUUCCCCCGGCCAUGCCGCCACCGCCCACCCACCUGUCACCGGCCCUGGCCCCGGUGCCCCGCAACUCCUGUAUCACCUGUCCCCAGUGUCACCGCAGCCUCAUCCUGGACGACCGGGGGCUCCGCGGCUUUCCCAAGAACCGCGUCUUGGAAGGGGUCAUUGACCGCUACCAACAGAGCAAAGCCGCGGCCCUCAAGUGCCAGCUGUGCGAGAAGGCGCCCAAGGAGGCCACCGUCAUGUGUGAACAGUGCGAUGUCUUCUACUGCGACCCCUGUCGCCUGCGCUGUCACCCGCCCCGGGGGCCCCUGGCCAAGCACCGCUUGGUGCCCCCGGCCCAGGGCCGCGUGAGCCGGAGACUGAGCCCGCGCAAGGUCUCCACCUGCACCGACCACGAGCUGGAGAACCACAGCAUGUACUGCGUGCAGUGCAAGAUGCCCGUGUGCUACCAGUGCCUGGAGGAGGGCAAACACUCCAGCCACGAAGUCAAGGCCCUGGGGGCCAUGUGGAAACUGCAUAAGAGCCAGCUUUCCCAGGCACUGAAUGGACUUUCUGACCGGGCCAAAGAGGCCAAGGAGUUUUUGGUGCAGCUCCGCAAUAUGGUCCAGCAAAUCCAGGAGAACAGCGUGGAGUUUGAGGCCUGUCUAGUGGCCCAGUGUGACGCCCUCAUCGAUGCCCUCAAUAGAAGGAAAGCACAGCUGCUGGCUCGGGUCAACAAGGAGCAUGAGCACAAGCUGAAGGUGGUUCGAGAUCAGAUCUCUCACUGCACAGUGAAAUUGCGUCAGACCACAGGUCUCAUGGAAUACUGCUUGGAGGUGAUUAAGGAAAAUGAUCCUAGUGGCUUUUUGCAGAUUUCUGAUGCCCUCAUAAGGAGAGUGCACCUGACUGAGGACCAGUGGGGAAAAGGCACGCUCACGCCCAGGAUGACCACGGACUUCGACUUGAGUCUGGACAACAGUCCUCUGCUGCAGUCCAUUCACCAGCUGGACUUCGUGCAGAUGAAAGCUUCCUCUCCAGUCCCAGCAACCCCCAUCCUCCAGCUGGAGGAGUGUUGCACCCACAACAACAGCGCCACGCUGUCCUGGAAACAACCCCCUCUGUCCACGGUCCCCGCCGAAGGGUAUAUUCUGGAGCUGGAUGACGGCAGUGGUGGUCAGUUCCGGGAAGUGUAUGUUGGAAAAGAGACGAUGUGCACUGUGGAUGGCCUUCACUUCAACAGCACGUACAACGCUCGAGUCAAGGCCUUCAACAAAACAGGAGUCAGCCCAUACAGCAAGACCCUGGUCCUGCAGACAUCCGAGGGGCCCAAGGGCUGCUCAGUUAUGAAACCGUUCCCUGCCAGACAGGAAGACACGCAGGCCUACAACCAGGACACAGAGGAAGACACAGAUUCAGAAGAACAGACCCUCCCUUUUCCAGUGCCUUCGGAAAGAUUGCCGCUCCGUAGAAUGAGUCCUUUCUCCUCCACCCUUAAUCUGCAACCCAGCUUCCCCGGGAGAUCCUACUUUGAUUUCCGAUCCUCACCCCACCAGAUGAGCUUGCAUUCUUCCUUGCAGUCUCUCAAUGCACCGGGAUGCAAUUUUGAGACACAGUCUGCACCUUACUCUCAAUUAGUUGACAUUAAAAAGCUGUUGGCAGUGGCCUGGUUUGCUUUUGAUCCUGGUUCAGCGCACUCCGAUAUCAUCUUGUCCAAUGACAACCUGACAGUGACCUGCAGCAGCUACGAUGACCGGGUGGUGCUGGGGAAGACUGGCUUCUCCAAGGGCGUUCACUACUGGGAGCUAACAAUAGAUCGCUAUGACAACCACCCCGACCCCGCCUUUGGCGUGGCUCGCAUGGAUGUGAUGAAGGAUGUGAUGUUAGGAAAGGACGACAAAGCUUGGGCAAUGUAUGUGGACAAUAACCGGAGCUGGUUCAUGCACAACAACUCGCACACAAACAGAACUGAGGGAGGGAUCACAAAAGGGGCCACAAUUGGGGUCCUCCUCGACUUAAACAGGAAAACCUUAACGUUUUUUAUCAACGAUGAACAGCAAGGUCCCAUAGCCUUUGAGAACGUGGAGGGUCUGUUCUUCCCAGCCGUCAGCCUGAACAGGAAUGUCCAGGUCACACUUCAUACUGGGAUCCCGGUCCCCGACUUCUACUCCAGCAGAGCAUCAAUAGCCUAAGGAUGUUCUGUGGGGGCUCCAGCUGCCGGUUUCCUUGGACUGAGAGGGCGAGAGGAGGGAGCUCCAACCUGACGGGAGGUAGAGUCGGCAGGAGGAGCGAGAGGAGAGAACAGCUGGUCCUCGGCAGACUUCACACCCACAGCCCAGCCCGUUCCCUCCGGCCUCUCCACGCUGUCACGCCUCUGUUCACUUCCCCAUCCAUCGACUCUCACCAAGCAAGGACCUACACAGCCACAUCACUUCCUUCCCACCCUCAGAUUAUGGUUUUAUUUCACUUAAUCUUUUUUGUUACGUGAGUUCAUUCCUUUUCUGAUCAUGUUAUUGGUGACUUACUGAACUGGCACUGCCAAGAAUAAAUUCUCCUGAGGUUUUCCUUAAGCUUUCCAUCAAAGAGGUUGUAGGGGUAGGUAGGGGAAAAGGAGCUGAAUUUGGAGCUUAUAGAUUCUCUUCUAGAAGGAAUUGCCCUAGUACCUCUCACGCACUGUUAGCUCUGCAGAGCUGAUCUUUGGGAGGUGAGCACAGUGACUCUAGAAUUGACAGGUUUUACUCCCUAUUGAAGCACAAAUUAUCAGCCACACGGGUUCUCAGCAGGGUAGGAGCCUUGAGAGGACCCCGUCAGUAAGUCAGGCCAGAAUCCCUGGCCAUUGUGUGAACUUGGAAAGACUCUACAGAAAGCCAAACCAGGAGAUUUGAUAUUUGAUUCAUUUAUUUAGUACAAAUUUUUAACGGAGAACAAUUAAAACGGGCACUAUUCCAGAUACAAGGACACUGUUCUAGACACUGUGGAAACAUUAGGUAAACAGAUGAGCAUAGUCUCUGUCCUCCUGCAGCUUACAGCCCAGUAGGAGAACCAAGCAGAAAUUAAACAAUUACAGAUAGUUAUGAGGACCAGAAAAGAAUUAUGGAGGUCAUACAGGCUCUUUGGCAACAUCUUUGACAUUUCCUAGAAGGACGCUAAAACGCACACAUUCCGGCCAUCGCACUGGAAAUAUACCAACUCAUUGCCUUCUCAACUGCAUUAUUUUAAUUAUGGUCCUUACUGCCACUCGUCACAGAGCCCUUCUUUGGGAGAAACACGAUCAGCAUUCCUACUCAUUAAUGCAGCAGUGUACUAAGCCUUAAACAUGGGUGGUUUAAAAAAUGGUGACCCAAGGGCAGAGGACUCCUCAGUAAUGGGAAUCUGCAGUUGCAGCCCACAGUAUAUUCACACCCUCAGGACAAGCAUGCUGCUCCGUGUGUCCUGUCUGUACCUGUUACAAAUGAAAAUCCGUCCUCUCUGCUGUCAUUCACAGCCUGACUUUCCAGAGCAAUUCUAAGAAUGCUGGAAAACCGAAAGCCCUAUGUCAUUACUAGGUCUGAAAGAAUAGUGCUUAUUAUUACUGAGUAAUGCUUAUUACUUAGAAACUUACCCUUCUCAUUCUUCAGUCUCACAUGAAGUUUUAGAAAUUGUAGGAUCUGAGCAGGGGAAAGUUCUAAUUAGCUGUCUAAAUAUACUCUAGUGAACCAAGAAAUUCCCCCAUUUAAAAAAAAAAAAUAAAGAAAACAAGAAUAGCAAAGACACGGGAAGAGGUCGAAUGGGAAAGCUAACAAAGUUUUAGCAAAAAUGAUAAAUGUAAAUAGCUAAUUAUUUACUUCUGUGCUUCCUUUAUUUCAAUUAUUUCUGUCAGUUGUGACUUUUUUUUUAGCUAGAACCUAAUUUAUUGGAUGGGUGCUAUCCUGUUUAUGUCCAUCUCGGUCUCCCGUGGCUACAGAAACACUCUGUUGCUGGACAACACUAGUUUGAUAUUUGAUUAUGCUCCAAUGAGACUCGAUGGCUGGGCCGCUGUAGACUCAUAGUUAUUCUCAUUCUCUAGAAAAGUUAUCCUGCUAAUUAGAUUUCUAGUGACUUGUAACACGUAGUUUACACUGAAUCGCAAUUAUAGAUGUAUACAGCUACUGUACUAGAAAAAAAAGGGUCAUUUUCAGUGUGCCAAUAAAUGAUUUUUAUGAGA
Messenger RNA from Chinchilla lanigera (long-tailed chinchilla), 4592 nucleotides. It is a transcript of the gene Trim9, whose product is annotated as tripartite motif containing 9. Gene Ontology annotation, molecular function: protein binding; zinc ion binding. The transcript is spliced from 14 exons. Lineage: Eukaryota; Metazoa; Chordata; Mammalia; Rodentia; Chinchillidae. The record is from RefSeq and is a predicted model, not a curated record. Bases 133 to 2601 code for a protein of 822 amino acids.